Molecule: messenger RNA, 1773 nt
Organism: Limulus polyphemus (Atlantic horseshoe crab)
Lineage: Eukaryota; Metazoa; Arthropoda; Merostomata; Xiphosura; Limulidae
Product: optineurin-like
Exons: 8
Coding region: 232-1491 (419 amino acids)
Biological process (GO): regulation of canonical NF-kappaB signal transduction
Cellular component (GO): nucleus; cytoplasm
Molecular function (GO): K63-linked polyubiquitin modification-dependent protein binding
Source: RefSeq, a predicted model, not a curated record
ACUUGUCAAAAUCUGAGUCAGACUGACCCCUUUGAAUUAGAGACAUCUCUUAAGUACAAAUACUUUUGUAACAAUCUGAUUUUUGUGUAGAACAGGUGCCACUAUUUUUUUGAGUUAAUGUUGUAAAUUUAGAAUUUCAAUCUCCAUUACAGGUUUGUUCAUUGGUCUGAUCCUAUGGACGUUUGGUUAAUAAAGUUUAGAGAUGGCUUAAAUGGGUGAUAGAAGCAGUUGAUGGAAAUUGUAAAGGAAAUUAGUUUGCCCAUGUCUGUUGGCCACUGUUCUGAUGAGAAUAAGGAGCAAGAUGGAUUUAUGGUAUUGUCGUCAUCUCCAAGCAUUGAUGAAGUCCACUUUCCAGAUUCCAUGGACCUACUGAAUAAUUUGCACUUAAGUCUGGCAUCAGCUAGCCCUGAUCUUUCUUAUGAAGAGAUUCAAGAGAAGUUAAAAGAAUUGCUAAAAGAAAACUUGGAACUAAAAGAGCUUCUACAGCAGAACAAUAAAAACAUGAGAGCCAAGUUUCAGACCUUGAUCGCUUGGCAAGAUCAGAUCAACCAGGUCCACAAGAACCAUCGAAUGAAAUUUGAGGAGUCUAGAGUUCUGGUCCAGAAACUUCGUGAUGACAAUCACUCAUUAACUAAUCAUGUGGCAAAGCUAGAGAAAGCACUGGCUGAUCAGGAUAAUAUAAAAAUGAAAUUGCUAAGAGAAGUUGAAGAGCUCACAGGGAAAAUCCAGACUGCUGAAAAAGAUAAGCAAGAGGCACUAGCUGAGCUAGAGAGACAGCAGGUGAUCUGUCUUCAUUUAGAAGAACGAGUCCAAGAGAUUACCAUAGAUUAUGAAACUCUGUUGAACACUGGUCAAGUAGAGAAAUGUAGACAUGCAGCUAUAACUGAAGAUAUGCAAGCUAGGCCUAUAAAAAACAGUUGUAAACAGGGUAAAGACACUAGCCUGUAUCCUAUAUCAGUAGAAGACCUUGGAUACACUGUGGUCAGCCAAUCAGGUGCUACAGAUGAUGGAGUGGUGAACCAAAUCAGAAAUAAUCAAGAAAAAGACACAUUUCUACAAAAUAUGGCAGCACAAGCUAGUGGUCAAAAAGUUACAUUUAAUUGUGUUCAAACUAAGAACAGUGAGAAAUCCCAGUUCCUUGUGGUGUGUGGUCAACAAAUGGAUAUGGCUAGUUCUGUCCUUCAAAGGUCUGGAGACAGAUGUGCAGAUUUGGACAACUUACUGCAUGAGUCUCAACAUCGCCUGCAGCGUCUAGAUCUCUGCAACACAGCUGAUGUGGAGCAACUAAAAUGUGAGAUUACAAAUUUACAAGCAAAACUGCAAGAAGAAGAAGCUUGUAGAAAAGAGGAAAGGAAACAAGUUGUAGAGGUCCAGCAACAGUUUACACAACUUUUUGCUGAUUACCAGGAUCUUCUACUGUCUGUUGAGUCCUAUGAGUUGGAGCAGAAAGAUUUGGUUUGUUCAGUUAGCUUUUCUGUUAUGAACAUAUAAAAAUAAAAAAAUGCCAUACUGCAUAUUCACUAGUUUUAUAAAGAUACUUGUUAGUGUGUGUUGACCAGAAUUUGAUUUUUUUGUUUAUUACCUGAAUGCACAAAGAAGUUAAAAGUUAUCUCACUGUUCUCUCUGUAGGCUGUCAUUAUAAUCAGAAUGAAACAGAUUAAAUUGGUAUUUUUUUACUUGAAUGGUUCCGAGUGUAUAUUUCACAGGUAGAAGCAUGGGUUCCGUCGGUAUUAUUUGAUUGGUUCUGAGUGUAUAUUUCAUAGGGAGAAGCAU